Molecule: messenger RNA, 1170 nt
Organism: Cladophialophora bantiana CBS 173.52
Lineage: Eukaryota; Fungi; Ascomycota; Eurotiomycetes; Chaetothyriales; Herpotrichiellaceae
Exons: 1
Coding region: 1-1170 (389 amino acids)
Source: RefSeq, a predicted model, not a curated record
AUGCCUGUCUACCUAGUGCACGGCUUCCGCUGGCCGCGCGAAGGCUUCACCGGCAUCCGCGUACACGCCGUCCUCCACAACCUCGAUGAAUGCAGCACCGAGUACAUUCAGAACGCCCACUCCCGCGAAGAGAUCCUCCGCUCCUUUCGCGAAAUAUAUCCCGAUAUAAUGAAAGAGCUAGACCACUCUGAUACGAACCCUGCUUCGGCGAGGAGGUUGGAGUUCAUUGAACAAUAUAAUCCGGACGAUAUAGACGGGCCCUACGCAGUGAGCCAACCAUACGCAUUUGUGGGAGACAAAGUCGUGAUGAUCGCGGCCGGACCGGGUAUGGGAUUGACUGGACCUGGAGUAGCGCAGGCAAGAUCAUACCAGCACGUUCCCACAGAGCCGGACUCUUCGCAAUUCUCGCAGAGGAAACCACGAGCAACAACGCUACCCAUGUCCAAACCCGCACCCUUCAACUCACCCGCGGAUACCACGGCGCUAAGCAUUAACGUGGACGAGGUUAUUGCCGAUGGCCCCGGGUUGACGAAUAAAGCGUGGGAGGCGCUGGCAGAUCUGAGAGACAAGAUCGCCGAGGGCGAGAAGAUCGGGUGGUGGGUCGUCUACAAUGGCGAUCCAGAACGGUCGUUUGAUGGCAUGGAGGACGACGAGGAUGACGGAGAAGACGAAGAUAUGGAAGACGUGGCAGAGGAAGAUGAAAGUAGGGGAAAGCAGGAUAUCGGUGCUGUUUCUUCUCCUACUUCGCCUCCUGGAGCUGGUGCUUCGAUGAGAGGUCAUCGCCCCACGCCCAGCGACUCCCUUCCAAUUCCUAUGUCCACCAUGACGGGUCACUAUCCGAUCUCUACCCCGCCUGUAGCGCCCAUGCUCGCCCAAGCACAACAUGUCACUGCCCAACAACAACACCAACGGCAGCAAUCACAGCCACAUCAAGAAGGAGGCUCAGGCUCACCAGGCCUUACGGCUCUGCCCGUCAGACCCACGCCCCCUUCAUCAACAACAGGACCAGCGACACCACGUCCAACAACAGCCCCGGCAGCUUCGGAGCCCACCAGCACCAUCAGCAAGGGCAAACAGAAAGAAAGCGUCCCAGAAGAACAACCAGCCAGGCCAAAGGAAGCAGCAAAGUCCCAGGGUCUGAGGAAGAAGUUCUUCGGAAGAAGGUCGUGA